AUGAAUAUAUUUUACAAUGAAUUGAUGAUGAAUGUCGAUGAUUCACAUAAAAAUCUAUCACCAAAUAUCUCACAAAUCUCCACUAAAACACAUAAAUAUACAUCAUCAUCAUCAUCAUCAUCAUCAUCAUCAUCAUCAUCAUCAUCAUCAUCAUCAUCAUCAUCAUCAUCAUCAUCAUCAUCAUCAUCAUCAUCAUCAUCAUCAUCAUCAUCAUCAUCAUCAUCAUCAUCAUCAUCAUCAUCAUCAUCAUCAUCAUCAUCAUCAUCAUCAUCAUCAUCAUCAUCAUCAUCAUCAUCAUCAUCAUCAUCAUCAUCAUCAUCAUCAUCAUCAUCAUCAUCAUCAUCAUCAUCAUCAUCAUCAUCAUCAUCAUCAUCAUCAUCAUCAUCAUCAUCAUCAUCAUCAUCAUCAUCAUCAUCAUCAUCAUCAUCAUCAUCAUCAUCAUCAUCAUCAUCAUCAUCAUCAUCAUCAUCAUCAUCAUCAUCAUCAUCAUCAUCAUCAUCAUCAUCAUCAUCAUCAUCAUCAUCAUCAUCAUCAUCAUCAUCAUCAUCAUCAUCAUCAUCAUCAUCAUCAUCAUCAUCAUCAUCAUCAUCAUCAUCAUCAUCAUCAUCAUCAUCAUCAUCAUCAUCAUCAUCAUCAUCAUCAUCAUCAUCAUCAUCAUCAUCAUCAUCAUCAUCAUCAUCAUCAUCAUCAUCAUCAUCAUCAUCAUCAUCAUCAUCAUCAUCAUCAUCAUCAUCAUCAUCAUCAUCAUCAUCAUCAUCAUCAUCAUCAUCAUCAUCAUCAUCAUCAUCAUCAUCAUCAUCAUCAUCAUCAUCAUCAUCAUCAUCAUCAUCAUCAUCAUCAUCAUCAUCAUCAUCAUCAUCAUCAUCAUCAUCAUCAUCAUCAUCAUCAUCAUCAUCAUCAUCAUCAUCAUCAUCAUCAUCAUCAUCAUCAUCAUCAUCAUCAUCAUCAUCAUCAUCAUCAUCAUCAUCAUCAUCAUCAUCAUCAUCAUCAUCAUCAUCAUCAUCAUCAUCAUCAUCAUCAUCAUCAUCAUCAUCAUCAUCAUCAUCAUCAUCAUCAUCAUCAUCAUCAUCAUCAUCAUCAUCAUCAUCAUCAUCAUCAUCAUCAUCAUCAUCAUCAUCAUCAUCAUCAUCAUCAUCAUCAUCAUCAUCAUCAUCAUCAUCAUCAUCAUCAUCAUCAUCAUCAUCAUCAUCAUCAUCAUCAUCAUCAUCAUCAUCAUCAUCAUCAUCAUCAUCAUCAUCAUCAUCAUCAUCAUCAUCAUCAUCAUCAUCAUCAUCAUCAUCAUCAUCAUCAUCAUCAUCAUCAUCAUCAUCAUCAUCAUCAUCAUCAUCAUCAUCAUCAUCAUCAUCAUCAUCAUCAUCAUCAUCAUCAUCAUCAUCAUCAUCAUCAUCAUCAUCAUCAUCAUCAUCAUCAUCAUCAUCAUCAUCAUCAUCAUCAUCAUCAUCAUCAUCAUCAUCAUCAUCAUCAUCAUCAUCAUCAUCAUCAUCAUCAUCAUCAUCAUCAUCAUCAUCAUCAUCAUCAUCAUCAUCAUCAUCAUCAUCAUCAUCAUCAUCAUCAUCAUCAUCAUCAUCAUCAUCAUCAUCAUCAUCAUCAUCAUCAUCAUCAUCAUCAUCAUCAUCAUCAUCAUCAUCAUCAUCAUCAUCAUCAUCAUCAUCAUCAUCAUCAUCAUCAUCAUCAUCAUCAUCAUCAUCAUCAUCAUCAUCAUCAUCAUCAUCAUCAUCAUCAUCAUCAUCAUCAUCAUCAUCAUCAUCAUCAUCAUCAUCAUCAUCAUCAUCAUCAUCAUCAUCAUCAUCAUCAUCAUCAUCAUCAUCAUCAUCAUCAUCAUCAUCAUCAUCAUCAUCAUCAUCAUCAUCAUCAUCAUCAUCAUCAUCAUCAUCAUCAUCAUCAUCAUCAUCAUCAUCAUCAUCAUCAUCAUCAUCAUCAUCAUCAUCAUCAUCAUCAUCAUCAUCAUCAUCAUCAUCAUCAUCAUCAUCAUCAUCAUCAUCAUCAUCAUCAUCAUCAUCAUCAUCAUCAUCAUCAUCAUCAUCAUCAUCAUCAUCAUCAUCAUCAUCAUCAUCAUCAUCAUCAUCAUCAUCAUCAUCAUCAUCAUCAUCAUCAUCAUCAUCAUCAUCAUCAUCAUCAUCAUCAUCAUCAUCAUCAUCAUCAUCAUCAUCAUCAUCAUCAUCAUCAUCAUCAUCAUCAUCAUCAUCAUCAUCAUCAUCAUCAUCAUCAUCAUCAUCAUCAUCAUCAUCAUCAUCAUCAUCAUCAUCAUCAUCAUCAUCAUCAUCAUCAUCAUCAUCAUCAUCAUCAUCAUCAUCAUCAUCAUCAUCAUCAUCAUCAUCAUCAUCAUCAUCAUCAUCAUCAUCAUCAUCAUCAUCAUCAUCAUCAUCAUCAUCAUCAUCAUCAUCAUCAUCAUCAUCAUCAUCAUCAUCAUCAUCAUCAUCAUCAUCAUCAUCAUCAUCAUCAUCAUCAUCAUCAUCAUCAUCAUCAUCAUCAUCAUCAUCAUCAUCAUCAUCAUCAUCAUCAUCAUCAUCAUCAUCAUCAUCAUCAUCAUCAUCAUCAUCAUCAUCAUCAUCAUCAUCAUCAUCAUCAUCAUCAUCAUCAUCAUCAUCAUCAUCAUCAUCAUCAUCAUCAUCAUCAUCAUCAUCAUCAUCAUCAUCAUCAUCAUCAUCAUCAUCAUCAUCAUCAUCAUCAUCAUCAUCAUCAUCAUCAUCAUCAUCAUCAUCAUCAUCAUCAUCAUCAUCAUCAUCAUCAUCAUCAUCAUCAUCAUCAUCAUCAUCAUCAUCAUCAUCAUCAUCAUCAUCAUCAUCAUCAUCAUCAUCAUCAUCAUCAUCAUCAUCAUCAUCAUCAUCAUCAUCAUCAUCAUCAUCAUCAUCAUCAUCAUCAUCAUCAUCAUCAUCAUCAUCAUCAUCAUCAUCAUCAUCAUCAUCAUCAUCAUCAUCAUCAUCAUCAUCAUCAUCAUCAUCAUCAUCAUCAUCAUCAUCAUCAUCAUCAUCAUCAUCAUCAUCAUCAUCAUCAUCAUCAUCAUCAUCAUCAUCAUCAUCAUCAUCAUCAUCAUCAUCAUCAUCAUCAUCAUCAUCAUCAUCAUCAUCAUCAUCAUCAUCAUCAUCAUCAUCAUCAUCAUCAUCAUCAUCAUCAUCAUCAUCAUCAUCAUCAUCAUCAUCAUCAUCAUCAUCAUCAUCAUCAUCAUCAUCAUCAUCAUCAUCAUCAUCAUCAUCAUCAUCAUCAUCAUCAUCAUCAUCAUCAUCAUCAUCAUCAUCAUCAUCAUCAUCAUCAUCAUCAUCAUCAUCAUCAUCAUCAUCAUCAUCAUCAUCAUCAUCAUCAUCAUCAUCAUCAUCAUCAUCAUCAUCAUCAUCAUCAUCAUCAUCAUCAUCAUCAUCAUCAUCAUCAUCAUCAUCAUCAUCAUCAUCAUCAUCAUCAUCAUCAUCAUCAUCAUCAUCAUCAUCAUCAUCAUCAUCAUCAUCAUCAUCAUCAUCAUCAUCAUCAUCAUCAUCAUCAUCAUCAUCAUCAUCAUCAUCAUCAUCAUCAUCAUCAUCAUCAUCAUCAUCAUCAUCAUCAUCAUCAUCAUCAUCAUCAUCAUCAUCAUCAUCAUCAUCAUCAUCAUCAUCAUCAUCAUCAUCAUCAUCAUCAUCAUCAUCAUCAUCAUCAUCAUCAUCAUCAUCAUCAUCAUCAUCAUCAUCAUCAUCAUCAUCAUCAUCAUCAUCAUCAUCAUCAUCAUCAUCAUCAUCAUCAUCAUCAUCAUCAUCAUCAUCAUCAUCAUCAUCAUCAUCAUCAUCAUCAUCAUCAUCAUCAUCAUCAUCAUCAUCAUCAUCAUCAUCAUCAUCAUCAUCAUCAUCAUCAUCAUCAUCAUCAUCAUCAUCAUCAUCAUCAUCAUCAUCAUCAUCAUCAUCAUCAUCAUCAUCAUCAUCAUCAUCAUCAUCAUCAUCAUCAUCAUCAUCAUCAUCAUCAUCAUCAUCAUCAUCAUCAUCAUCAUCAUCAUCAUCAUCAUCAUCAUCAUCAUCAUCAUCAUCAUCAUCAUCAUCAUCAUCAUCAUCAUCAUCAUCAUCAUCAUCAUCAUCAUCAUCAUCAUCAUCAUCAUCAUCAUCAUCAUCAUCAUCAUCAUCAUCAUCAUCAUCAUCAUCAUCAUCAUCAUCAUCAUCAUCAUCAUCAUCAUCAUCAUCAUCAUCAUCAUCAUCAUCAUCAUCAUCAUCAUCAUCAUCAUCAUCAUCAUCAUCAUCAUCAUCAUCAUCAUCAUCAUCAUCAUCAUCAUCAUCAUCAUCAUCAUCAUCAUCAUCAUCAUCAUCAUCAUCAUCAUCAUCAUCAUCAUCAUCAUCAUCAUCAUCAUCAUCAUCAUCAUCAUCAUCAUCAUCAUCAUCAUCAUCAUCAUCAUCAUCAUCAUCAUCAUCAUCAUCAUCAUCAUCAUCAUCAUCAUCAUCAUCAUCAUCAUCAUCAUCAUCAUCAUCAUCAUCAUCAUCAUCAUCAUCAUCAUCAUCAUCAUCAUCAUCAUCAUCAUCAUCAUCAUCAUCAUCAUCAUCAUCAUCAUCAUCAUCAUCAUCAUCAUCAUCAUCAUCAUCAUCAUCAUCAUCAUCAUCAUCAUCAUCAUCAUCAUCAUCAUCAUCAUCAUCAUCAUCAUCAUCAUCAUCAUCAUCAUCAUCAUCAUCAUCAUCAUCAUCAUCAUCAUCAUCAUCAUCAUCAUCAUCAUCAUCAUCAUCAUCAUCAUCAUCAUCAUCAUCAUCAUCAUCAUCAUCAUCAUCAUCAUCAUCAUCAUCAUCAUCAUCAUCAUCAUCAUCAUCAUCAUCAUCAUCAUCAUCAUCAUCAUCAUCAUCAUCAUCAUCAUCAUCAUCAUCAUCAUCAUCAUCAUCAUCAUCAUCAUCAUCAUCAUCAUCAUCAUCAUCAUCAUCAUCAUCAUCAUCAUCAUCAUCAUCAUCAUCAUCAUCAUCAUCAUCAUCAUCAUCAUCAUCAUCAUCAUCAUCAUCAUCAUCAUCAUCAUCAUCAUCAUCAUCAUCAUCAUCAUCAUCAUCAUCAUCAUCAUCAUCAUCAUCAUCAUCAUCAUCAUCAUCAUCAUCAUCAUCAUCAUCAUCAUCAUCAUCAUCAUCAUCAUCAUCAUCAUCAUCAUCAUCAUCAUCAUCAUCAUCAUCAUCAUCAUCAUCAUCAUCAUCAUCAUCAUCAUCAUCAUCAUCAUCAUCAUCAUCAUCAUCAUCAUCAUCAUCAUCAUCAUCAUCAUCAUCAUCAUCAUCAUCAUCAUCAUCAUCAUCAUCAUCAUCAUCAUCAUCAUCAUCAUCAUCAUCAUCAUCAUCAUCAUCAUCAUCAUCAUCAUCAUCAUCAUCAUCAUCAUCAUCAUCAUCAUCAUCAUCAUCAUCAUCAUCAUCAUCAUCAUCAUCAUCAUCAUCAUCAUCAUCAUCAUCAUCAUCAUCAUCAUCAUCAUCAUCAUCAUCAUCAUCAUCAUCAUCAUCAUCAUCAUCAUCAUCAUCAUCAUCAUCAUCAUCAUCAUCAUCAUCAUCAUCAUCAUCAUCAUCAUCAUCAUCAUCAUCAUCAUCAUCAUCAUCAUCAUCAUCAUCAUCAUCAUCAUCAUCAUCAUCAUCAUCAUCAUCAUCAUCAUCAUCAUCAUCAUCAUCAUCAUCAUCAUCAUCAUCAUCAUCAUCAUCAUCAUCAUCAUCAUCAUCAUCAUCAUCAUCAUCAUCAUCAUCAUCAUCAUCAUCAUCAUCAUCAUCAUCAUCAUCAUCAUCAUCAUCAUCAUCAUCAUCAUCAUCAUCAUCAUCAUCAUCAUCAUCAUCAUCAUCAUCAUCAUCAUCAUCAUCAUCAUCAUCAUCAUCAUCAUCAUCAUCAUCAUCAUCAUCAUCAUCAUCAUCAUCAUCAUCAUCAUCAUCAUCAUCAUCAUCAUCAUCAUCAUCAUCAUCAUCAUCAUCAUCAUCAUCAUCAUCAUCAUCAUCAUCAUCAUCAUCAUCAUCAUCAUCAUCAUCAUCAUCAUCAUCAUCAUCAUCAUCAUCAUCAUCAUCAUCAUCAUCAUCAUCAUCAUCAUCAUCAUCAUCAUCAUCAUCAUCAUCAUCAUCAUCAUCAUCAUCAUCAUCAUCAUCAUCAUCAUCAUCAUCAUCAUCAUCAUCAUCAUCAUCAUCAUCAUCAUCAUCAUCAUCAUCAUCAUCAUCAUCAUCAUCAUCAUCAUCAUCAUCAUCAUCAUCAUCAUCAUCAUCAUCAUCAUCAUCAUCAUCAUCAUCAUCAUCAUCAUCAUCAUCAUCAUCAUCAUCAUCAUCAUCAUCAUCAUCAUCAUCAUCAUCAUCAUCAUCAUCAUCAUCAUCAUCAUCAUCAUCAUCAUCAUCAUCAUCAUCAUCAUCAUCAUCAUCAUCAUCAUCAUCAUCAUCAUCAUCAUCAUCAUCAUCAUCAUCAUCAUCAUCAUCAUCAUCAUCAUCAUCAUCAUCAUCAUCAUCAUCAUCAUCAUCAUCAUCAUCAUCAUCAUCAUCAUCAUCAUCAUCAUCAUCAUCAUCAUCAUCAUCAUCAUCAUCAUCAUCAUCAUCAUCAUCAUCAUCAUCAUCAUCAUCAUCAUCAUCAUCAUCAUCAUCAUCAUCAUCAUCAUCAUCAUCAUCAUCAUCAUCAUCAUCAUCAUCAUCAUCAUCAUCAUCAUCAUCAUCAUCAUCAUCAUCAUCAUCAUCAUCAUCAUCAUCAUCAUCAUCAUCAUCAUCAUCAUCAUCAUCAUCAUCAUCAUCAUCAUCAUCAUCAUCAUCAUCAUCAUCAUCAUCAUCAUCAUCAUCAUCAUCAUCAUCAUCAUCAUCAUCAUCAUCAUCAUCAUCAUCAUCAUCAUCAUCAUCAUCAUCAUCAUCAUCAUCAUCAUCAUCAUCAUCAUCAUCAUCAUCAUCAUCAUCAUCAUCAUCAUCAUCAUCAUCAUCAUCAUCAUCAUCAUCAUCAUCAUCAUCAUCAUCAUCAUCAUCAUCAUCAUCAUCAUCAUCAUCAUCAUCAUCAUCAUCAUCAUCAUCAUCAUCAUCAUCAUCAUCAUCAUCAUCAUCAUCAUCAUCAUCAUCAUCAUCAUCAUCAUCAUCAUCAUCAUCAUCAUCAUCAUCAUCAUCAUCAUCAUCAUCAUCAUCAUCAUCAUCAUCAUCAUCAUCAUCAUCAUCAUCAUCAUCAUCAUCAUCAUCAUCAUCAUCAUCAUCAUCAUCAUCAUCAUCAUCAUCAUCAUCAUCAUCAUCAUCAUCAUCAUCAUCAUCAUCAUCAUCAUCAUCAUCAUCAUCAUCAUCAUCAUCAUCAUCAUCAUCAUCAUCAUCAUCAUCAUCAUCAUCAUCAUCAUCAUCAUCAUCAUCAUCAUCAUCAUCAUCAUCAUCAUCAUCAUCAUCAUCAUCAUCAUCAUCAUCAUCAUCAUCAUCAUCAUCAUCAUCAUCAUCAUCAUCAUCAUCAUCAUCAUCAUCAUCAUCAUCAUCAUCAUCAUCAUCAUCAUCAUCAUCAUCAUCAUCAUCAUCAUCAUCAUCAUCAUCAUCAUCAUCAUCAUCAUCAUCAUCAUCAUCAUCAUCAUCAUCAUCAUCAUCAUCAUCAUCAUCAUCAUCAUCAUCAUCAUCAUCAUCAUCAUCAUCAUCAUCAUCAUCAUCAUCAUCAUCAUCAUCAUCAUCAUCAUCAUCAUCAUCAUCAUCAUCAUCAUCAUCAUCAUCAUCAUCAUCAUCAUCAUCAUCAUCAUCAUCAUCAUCAUCAUCAUCAUCAUCAUCAUCAUCAUCAUCAUCAUCAUCAUCAUCAUCAUCAUCAUCAUCAUCAUCAUCAUCAUCAUCAUCAUCAUCAUCAUCAUCAUCAUCAUCAUCAUCAUCAUCAUCAUCAUCAUCAUCAUCAUCAUCAUCAUCAUCAUCAUCAUCAUCAUCAUCAUCAUCAUCAUCAUCAUCAUCAUCAUCAUCAUCAUCAUCAUCAUCAUCAUCAUCAUCAUCAUCAUCAUCAUCAUCAUCAUCAUCAUCAUCAUCAUCAUCAUCAUCAUCAUCAUCAUCAUCAUCAUCAUCAUCAUCAUCAUCAUCAUCAUCAUCAUCAUCAUCAUCAUCAUCAUCAUCAUCAUCAUCAUCAUCAUCAUCAUCAUCAUCAUCAUCAUCAUCAUCAUCAUCAUCAUCAUCAUCAUCAUCAUCAUCAUCAUCAUCAUCAUCAUCAUCAUCAUCAUCAUCAUCAUCAUCAUCAUCAUCAUCAUCAUCAUCAUCAUCAUCAUCAUCAUCAUCAUCAUCAUCAUCAUCAUCAUCAUCAUCAUCAUCAUCAUCAUCAUCAUCAUCAUCAUCAUCAUCAUCAUCAUCAUCAUCAUCAUCAUCAUCAUCAUCAUCAUCAUCAUCAUCAUCAUCAUCAUCAUCAUCAUCAUCAUCAUCAUCAUCAUCAUCAUCAUCAUCAUCAUCAUCAUCAUCAUCAUCAUCAUCAUCAUCAUCAUCAUCAUCAUCAUCAUCAUCAUCAUCAUCAUCAUCAUCAUCAUCAUCAUCAUCAUCAUCAUCAUCAUCAUCAUCAUCAUCAUCAUCAUCAUCAUCAUCAUCAUCAUCAUCAUCAUCAUCAUCAUCAUCAUCAUCAUCAUCAUCAUCAUCAUCAUCAUCAUCAUCAUCAUCAUCAUCAUCAUCAUCAUCAUCAUCAUCAUCAUCAUCAUCAUCAUCAUCAUCAUCAUCAUCAUCAUCAUCAUCAUCAUCAUCAUCAUCAUCAUCAUCAUCAUCAUCAUCAUCAUCAUCAUCAUCAUCAUCAUCAUCAUCAUCAUCAUCAUCAUCAUCAUCAUCAUCAUCAUCAUCAUCAUCAUCAUCAUCAUCAUCAUCAUCAUCAUCAUCAUCAUCAUCAUCAUCAUCAUCAUCAUCAUCAUCAUCAUCAUCAUCAUCAUCAUCAUCAUCAUCAUCAUCAUCAUCAUCAUCAUCAUCAUCAUCAUCAUCAUCAUCAUCAUCAUCAUCAUCAUCAUCAUCAUCAUCAUCAUCAUCAUCAUCAUCAUCAUCAUCAUCAUCAUCAUCAUCAUCAUCAUCAUCAUCAUCAUCAUCAUCAUCAUCAUCAUCAUCAUCAUCAUCAUCAUCAUCAUCAUCAUCAUCAUCAUCAUCAUCAUCAUCAUCAUCAUCAUCAUCAUCAUCAUCAUCAUCAUCAUCAUCAUCAUCAUCAUCAUCAUCAUCAUCAUCAUCAUCAUCAUCAUCAUCAUCAUCAUCAUCAUCAUCAUCAUCAUCAUCAUCAUCAUCAUCAUCAUCAUCAUCAUCAUCAUCAUCAUCAUCAUCAUCAUCAUCAUCAUCAUCAUCAUCAUCAUCAUCAUCAUCAUCAUCAUCAUCAUCAUCAUCAUCAUCAUCAUCAUCAUCAUCAUCAUCAUCAUCAUCAUCAUCAUCAUCAUCAUCAUCAUCAUCAUCAUCAUCAUCAUCAUCAUCAUCAUCAUCAUCAUCAUCAUCAUCAUCAUCAUCAUCAUCAUCAUCAUCAUCAUCAUCAUCAUCAUCAUCAUCAUCAUCAUCAUCAUCAUCAUCAUCAUCAUCAUCAUCAUCAUCAUCAUCAUCAUCAUCAUCAUCAUCAUCAUCAUCAUCAUCAUCAUCAUCAUCAUCAUCAUCAUCAUCAUCAUCAUCAUCAUCAUCAUCAUCAUCAUCAUCAUCAUCAUCAUCAUCAUCAUCAUCAUCAUCAUCAUCAUCAUCAUCAUCAUCAUCAUCAUCAUCAUCAUCAUCAUCAUCAUCAUCAUCAUCAUCAUCAUCAUCAUCAUCAUCAUCAUCAUCAUCAUCAUCAUCAUCAUCAUCAUCAUCAUCAUCAUCAUCAUCAUCAUCAUCAUCAUCAUCAUCAUCAUCAUCAUCAUCAUCAUCAUCAUCAUCAUCAUCAUCAUCAUCAUCAUCAUCAUCAUCAUCAUCAUCAUCAUCAUCAUCAUCAUCAUCAUCAUCAUCAUCAUCAUCAUCAUCAUCAUCAUCAUCAUCAUCAUCAUCAUCAUCAUCAUCAUCAUCAUCAUCAUCAUCAUCAUCAUCAUCAUCAUCAUCAUCAUCAUCAUCAUCAUCAUCAUCAUCAUCAUCAUCAUCAUCAUCAUCAUCAUCAUCAUCAUCAUCAUCAUCAUCAUCAUCAUCAUCAUCAUCAUCAUCAUCAUCAUCAUCAUCAUCAUCAUCAUCAUCAUCAUCAUCAUCAUCAUCAUCAUCAUCAUCAUCAUCAUCAUCAUCAUCAUCAUCAUCAUCAUCAUCAUCAUCAUCAUCAUCAUCAUCAUCAUCAUCAUCAUCAUCAUCAUCAUCAUCAUCAUCAUCAUCAUCAUCAUCAUCAUCAUCAUCAUCAUCUCAUCAUCAUCAUCAUCAUCAUCAUCAUCAUCAUCAUCAUCAUCAUCAUCAUCAUCAUCAUCAUCAUCAUCAUCAUCAUCAUCAUCAUCAUCAUCAUCAUCAUCAUCAUCAUCAUCAUCAUCAUCAUCAUCAUCAUCAUCAUCAUCAUCAUCAUCAUCAUCAUCAUCAUCAUCAUCAUCAUCAUCAUCAUCAUCAUCAUCAUCAUCAUCAUCAUCAUCAUCAUCAUCAUCAUCAUCAUCAUCAUCAUCAUCAUCAUCAUCAUCAUCAUCAUCAUCAUCAUCAUCAUCAUCAUCAUCAUCAUCAUCAUCAUCAUCAUCAUCAUCAUCAUCAUCAUCAUCAUCAUCAUCAUCAUCAUCAUCAUCAUCAUCAUCAUCAUCAUCAUCAUCAUCAUCAUCAUCAUCAUCAUCAUCAUCAUCAUCAUCAUCAUCAUCAUCAUCAUCAUCAUCAUCAUCAUCAUCAUCAUCAUCAUCAUCAUCAUCAUCAUCAUCAUCAUCAUCAAAGGAACAUCGUAUUGUGUAUAGUAAAGUGUCUAGAAAACUAA
Messenger RNA from Schistosoma intercalatum, 10683 nucleotides. The record is from the annotation of a GenBank genome assembly. Lineage: Eukaryota; Metazoa; Platyhelminthes; Trematoda; Strigeidida; Schistosomatidae.